AUGGUCGAUUUUGGAGUGAUGAUACAAGAAGUAGAUCACCACAAGUUGGAUGAUUUACUAGGAUUCUUUGAUGUGGUUAAGCGAGGUGCUUUAACUCCUGACAGUAAUGCUCUAAAGCAAGAGAACAUAACGAGCCCAUCUGAGAAACCAAAAUCAGGCCGUGAUCACUUCAGAAUUCGACAGGAUUCCUUGUCUCAUAAACUUAAUGCUCUCAAGUUGCGUAGAGAAGGAAAGAUAGAUGAAUCAGAGGCUGAACUUGAAUUAGCAAAGGCUUUAGAAAAACAAUUGGAAGACUUUGAUCAAGCCAAUGACAAGCUAAGCUAUCUUUAUGGAUUACUAGCAGAGGCCCUUAACAUAAUGGUCUCACAGGGAAUCAUAUCAGAAGACAAAGUGGACACCUUCAAUUUGCCAAUUUAUGGAGCUUCGAUGCAGGAAGUGAAGUCAGUGAUAGAGGAGGAAGGUUCAUUUGAUGUACAGAAAGCGGAGAGCUUCGAGUCCAGUUGGGAUCCGUUUGACGACUCCGACAAUGUACUCAAUGGGAGGAAUGUGGCAAGCACUUUACAGGCAGUGAUGGAGCCCUUGAUUUCACAUCAUUUUGGGGAUGCCAUACCCCAUGCAUUAUUCUCACUAGUUGCCGAUAAUAUUACUGCAAGGCACCUCCUAAAAGACAAAUGCAACUACACCGUGUUAGUCUUUACCUUGAGGAGGAAAGCUUGA
Molecule: messenger RNA, 717 nt
Organism: Musa acuminata AAA Group (dessert banana)
Lineage: Eukaryota; Viridiplantae; Streptophyta; Magnoliopsida; Zingiberales; Musaceae
Product: inactive anthranilate O-methyltransferase 1-like
Exons: 4
Coding region: 1-717 (238 amino acids)
Biological process (GO): methylation
Molecular function (GO): S-adenosylmethionine-dependent methyltransferase activity
Source: RefSeq, a predicted model, not a curated record